This is a messenger RNA of Doryrhamphus excisus (bluestripe pipefish), 4813 nucleotides long. It is a transcript of the gene zfpm2a, whose product is annotated as zinc finger protein, FOG family member 2a. Gene Ontology annotation, biological process: heart development; positive regulation of transcription by RNA polymerase II; cell differentiation. Gene Ontology annotation, molecular function: RNA polymerase II-specific DNA-binding transcription factor binding. The record is from RefSeq and is a predicted model, not a curated record. NCBI's taxonomy places the organism in Eukaryota, Metazoa, Chordata, Actinopteri, Syngnathiformes, Syngnathidae. Gene Ontology annotation, cellular component: nucleus.
GGGGGUGUGCGUGUUAGAGCGAGAGAAAGAGAGAGGGGCAACGCCAAAGCCAGAGCCUGGGAGGACAGAAAGAUAAAGACAGACGGAACGAUAUACAUUAAAAAAAAAGUAGUUCAGCGCCCUUCUUUGUAAUUUUCUUUCUCACUGAACAGCAGAUAAAAUAUUAAAAACCGACUGCUUGGAUGAAGCAAAAGCUAUCGAUUUGUCCGCACUACACCUGGAUUCACUGACCGUCCACGCAGCAGGCAUGUCCCGAAGGAAGCAGAGCAACCCCAGGCAGAUCAAACGUCCUUUGGAGGAUGGCCUGGAGGAAGAGGAGGAGGAGUGUAUCUCUGAGGAGAACGAGCUUCUGGCCAAAGAUGAGUUCUCGGUGGAAGAGAACUUCUCUGCUGAGUUUGAGACGGAGAACAUGAACUGUGGGGACAUGGAGUACUUCUGCAGCAAAGGAGAGGAGAACGGCAACCGAGAAACAGGAGAGCCAGAGGUGGACGGCCAGGCUGACAAGACGAGGCAUGCUGCAGUGGGGCCAGACGAAUGGGAUGGUCCAAGAGAUCUGGAUGCAUUCCUUAAAGAUGGCGAGCGUCGCAUCCAUAGCCGUCUGCAGCUGCCUGUGGGAACAACAUGGGGACCUUUCGAAGGCAAGAUUGAGAUGGGUAACGAGAAUAGCACACUGAAGACGAAGAGCAAGGUCCCGGUGGUGCUGAGCACCGGCCCCAAGUGGCUGCUGGAUGUGACUUGGCAGGGAGCAGAGGACAACAAAAACAACUGUGUGGUGUACAGCAAAGGUGGCCAACUAUGGUGCACCACCACCAAGAACAUGAUGGAGGGCGAGGAGCUGGUGGCGUUCGCGGUGGACUUUGACUCGCGUUUGCAGGCGGUCAACCACAUGUCGUUGAGCGAGGGCAUGUACCCGGCCAGGUUGCUAGACAGCAUCCAGCUCCUGCCACAGCAGGCAGCAAUGGCUUCCAUCCUGCCCACUGCCAUUGUCAACAAGGACAUCUUCCCCUGCAAAGCUUGUGGAAUCUGGUUUCGCAGUGAGAGGAACCUACAGGCCCAUCUGAUGUACUACUGCAGCGGGCGGCAAAGAGAACCUGAGACCAUCGUUGAAGAGAAUGACACUGGACCCCACCAGACCUCCAGCGUCUGCCCCUUCCCACAAUGCAACAAGACCUUUUCAGGGGCCAGGUCCCUGGAGAUGCACCUCAGCACCUCACACAGUGGUGUCAAAAUGGAAGAGAGCCUCCCUCCUGGCACCAGCUUGAAAUGCACAAUCUGUAACUACACGGCAGAUUCUCUUAUUACAUUCCAGCAUCACAUCAUGUCUCACCUGUCACAGGCGGCCUUCAGAUGCAAUCACUGCCAUAUCAGCUUUCAGAGCCACAGGGAACUCUUACAGCAUCAGGACUUACAUGGGCAUGGCAGCAAACUUCACAGGGAAGGCGACGCCACCGAGCAUUCCCCCAGGGGGUCCGAGGAAAGCCUCCAGCAGCAGCAGCAGGCCUGCACCGAGCUCGCCAACAGGAAGGACGCUCUGCUGGGAAGCCCCAAAGGGGCCCUCAGCAAGGAGACCAGCACAGACGGAGAGGCUGACAAGGCUGAGAAGAAGCCCAUGCUGUCUGCUCAGAAGGGAGAUGCCCACCCGGGCAGCAAAGCCAGUUUUUCCUACACUCGGAUCAAGUCCGAGCCCUCCAGCCCCCGCUUGGCCUCCUCCCCCGUGCAACAUAACAUGCCUACAUUUCCCAUGGGCCCCUUCUUGUCUCAGUUCGCUUUCUCUCAAGACAUUUCAGUGGUCCCGCAGGCUUCGGAGAUUCUCGCUAAAAUGUCAGAGUUGGUUCACAGGAGGCUACGUCACGGAGGGAGCAGCUAUCCUCCAGUCAUCUACAGCCCUCUCAUGCCCAAAGGGGCCACGUGUUUUGAAUGCAAUAUCACCUUCAGUAACCUGGACAACUACUUGGUCCACAAAAAGCACUAUUGUAACAGCCGCUGGCAACACAUGGCAAAGUCACCUGACUUCUCCGCACUUUCCGACAAGGUCCCCGAAGCGGUGAGUCCCAACGGCGGACACACGUCGGUCAGCAUGUUAACCGGAUGCCACCCCUCUGAAGCAGACAGUCACCUCAUGCAGUCGGCGUGCUUGAACUCCAGCGUAUUAGACAUGAUCAACGCCGGGGCCAAAGGACCCGAUAAGGAUCUAUCCGGACCGGUGAAAAAGGUCUCGACACCAACCGGGACCGAGGACAGGCUGAAUGGAAAACAACUAGAAGGGAAAAGCCCGAGUACUGGUCUUGUGGAGAGCGACAACGACCCCAGCAAGACCACCUGCGACGCUUGCAACAUCACCUUCAGCCGCCACGAGACCUACAUGGUCCACAAGCAGUACUACUGCGCCACUCGUCAUGACCCGCCCAUGAAGCGCAUGUCCACCAACAAGGUGCCCUCCAUGCAGAGGACCAUGAGAACUCGUAAGCGCAGAAAGAUGUACGAGAUGUGUCUCCCUGAUCAAGAUCACCAGAGGCCCCCCAUGGGACAGCCGGGUUUCCUCGGGGUUCCUCCUAUGAAUCCUUGUACGUCCCAGGAAGCCGUGGACAGCCUCGGAGACCGUUUCCACCCCCGCUGUGACAUCUUUCCAGGUAUGGUGCCCAAACACCUGGAGGCCUCUCUGACUGUCACAAAGCCCAUUUUGGCUCCUAAAUGCAACGCGACGGAGCCACAAGAGUUGGACGCUCCCAUCGAUCUCAGCAAAAAGUGUUCGCCGGUCUCUGAUAAGACAUGUAGCUCUCCAAAAAGACUGUUGGACUACCAUGAAUGUGCCGUGUGCAAGAUAAGUUUUAACAAAGUGGAGAACUACUUGGCGCACAAACAGAACUUUUGUCCGGCGACUGCCGCCGCGGCCGCUCAGAAGGCGCAGCAGCCUCAUCAACAGCACAAUGACACUGGCAACAUGGACGCCGCCAUGUUCCCCGACGUGAUGAGCGAAGGCAAUAACAACACUGACGAGGCUCUUGAUAAGAGUCCGAGUAAAUGUGAAAAAAACGGCAACGGGAAAGCGAUGGCGCAGAACGGAGGCCUGUUCCCACCCCACCUGGGGCCGGUGCCCGGUCUCAAGCCUUUCGCUGAACCUCAACUCAUCCCAUCAAAAGAUGACAAGAAUAUGUAUCUGCCCCAUUGCCUUUAUCCUGGAGCAAUAAAGAAAAUGAAAGGUCCCGAGCAAAUAUCGCCCUAUUUUGGGAUAAAGCCAACUGAUUAUGUGAGCGGGGGGCCGGCGAUGCAGGCGGAGGCCAGCGAACAGGAGCAGAGUCUUAAUGGAGGAGGCGGCGGAGGUGAGGCGGGAGCAACCAGGGAACAGACCCAACAGCCCGCCGCUAAUGGCUGCCCUCAUCCUGGCAAGGAGCCGCUACCGCUGCUGCCCAAAAACCGGGGCAUGGUCAUUGUCAACGGGGCGCAUAAGCCAGAAGAACGUUCGAGCGCGGCACCGCAACAGGAGAACCAGCCCCAGCCAGAUGGCCAAACCACUAAUCCUUCACCGACGUGGACAACCGAGAACCCUUCCGACUCCAACGAGAACAUGUCCCCUUCGUCCAAGUCCCCGAAUGAGGAGGCGGCACCCGCCGCCAAUAAAGGGGUGAACGGGUCCGGAAGUAGCAAGUACUGUCGCCUGUGUGACAUCCAAUUCAACAACCUGUCAAACUUUAUUACUCAUAAGAAGUUUUACUGUUCAUCACAUGCUGCCGAGCAUGUCAAAUAAAAGACCUCUUCUUCCACCCAAACUCGCCCCCCCCCCCAUACCCGUGAUAUUUAACCCCCUUUUACACCCCUACUUUGUUUUUGGUACACUGUUUGUGUCUGGAAUAGUGCAUCAUGCAGUGCUAAAAACUGCUUGUGGACAAUCAAGAAAAGCUUCUCCUUUCAUCGUUUUAUGACUGAAACGUGCAAAAAGAAUUGGUUCAAAUAUAAAAAGAGAAGACAAAUGAAUCAAGAAUAAUAUCGGUGCCACUUUCGCAUUAAUUUAUUUUACAAUCAGUAUUAAUGAGUAGUGAUUUUAAUUUAAAUUCAAAUGAAAUUUAUAUCAGAGUUGUUUGUAAUGUUAUUGUAUAGUCAUUCUUGUGUAGCACACAUAUUGUUUACAUUGUAAUGUAGACUCAAUGAAACAAUAGUCAAUAAAACAAUGCGAUGCAUUUUAGACACAAAAAUAGCUACUGAGGCACUUGUGUAUUCUUAUUUGCUGUAGCAAACGCAGUAUAUGCCCCAAAUGUGGACUCGCGUCGGCAACUGAUGACUUGCAUUUCACAUUUCGGCAUAUACACACGGCUUUGCAUUCAUAUGUGGCUGUUUUGUCCCUGUCUUUUUUCUUCAGAUCAGAUGUUGAUGUUUUCAUAAGGAUGGCAGCAAUCUUGUAUAGUACUCCUAUUUCUGUUUAACGAUACACUUUGGUCUGCCUUUUGGAAAAAUUUGCUCUUAAUGCAAUACUUUGUAAAUGAGGGAACAUUACUGAAGGCAGUAUUAUGAAAUGGGGACUGUGCAUAUAAUUAUUUGUAACCCUUCUGGGGGGCGAAAAUUGAAAAAAAAAAAAAAAAAGAAUUAGGUUUAUUGCUAACGAACAAGAUGGGUGGGAGGUCAGUGGGAAUACUGAUUAUCAUUCCAAUGUCCUGAAAAUGUUUCUUAAAAUGUUGUUGCUAUGCAUGUAUAUGGAUGGAAUUCAAUUCCAAAUCUGUUGGAAAUUUUUAUUUUGAUGUGGUGUCAUAAUUAAAGUUAAAUCCUCAGGAUGAAACGUUGUCCGGUGUUUUUUCACUUUUAUGUACGUACAUGACAAAUU